CAAGAAAAUGGACCUAACAAGCCUUCCCUUACGGCCAUUGUCGUUAAAAAAUGGAGGACGAAAUCAUCCACCUCCUGCCACGACCGUUGCUUCCCAAUCACGCCACCUUGCAAAAUAAUUGCUUAUUUUAAUCACGCUUCCCAAUAAUUUUUACUCACUUUUGCGUGUACUCAUUCAACGCCCCGCCCAGAAAAUAAUUUCUGUCGGUAAAGAACAGUAUUACUCUCAGAUUUGACAUUCUUGCUGUAAUUCUUGUCUUAAAAGGGAAAUUUUCGCCGCCCAGAAAAUAUAUAGGAAUAAUAAGAAAAGGGCAGUUAUUUUUCGUUUCAAAUGGUCCAUGUACGUAUCGGGAUUUUCGGAGAUUGAUUUUUAAUCAGAAGAAUGCCACCGGCGUCGACGGCUCGUAGCUCGGCUUAUCUCACGGCUCUCACUCAAGAAAUUGAGAAGAAGCUUCAACGUGCAUUAGCUUCGUCAUCGCAGAGGCGCAAUUUGUUGCAGGAGUUAUUCGCGGAUAUAGCUCUGGAAGUUGAUGAUCGUGCAAGAGAGAUCAUAUUUGGUGGGGAAGAUACAAUCUCUGUGGCAGAGGAUGCGAAUCAGAGCCCAAUAUGCUUCUACAACGUGCUUGCCGAUCAUUUUGUUCAAACGCCACAGAUUGUAAAAUCAAUUCUUGAUCUGAUUGUGCAACUUUGGAGCCAGUUAUUUGCAUCUAAUAUAUUUUCCCUCUUGUUCCACAAGUGGUUAUUCGAAGUUCAGCUUGAUAACCCUGAAGCCCUCCUUCGUUACUCCUCUGCUCUCGUCCAAGGUGCUAGGAAUGUCUUCUGGAUUGACAUCCAAACAAAUGCAAGGCGUUUCCAGAGUCUCUUUCAGUAUCUUCUAGGAGAUGUUGCUCUAGUUUCUGAGCGAUUAAAGAAGAUCCCCCUACAGGCUCAGCAAGACCUGUUUCUUCUUCUCUCAAGUUUCAUGUUUUUCUAUAACUCAGUUGACGAACUUGAAAGCUUUUUAAAGCAAUUUCCUGAUUAUCCAAAUGCUUUCUUGAUUGGGGGUCCAGAAGACUUUUUUGUUACUGAAUUAGCUGAUCAGAUUCAAAAAUUGAAGGUGGAGCCGGUGCUUUUGCAUUAUCUUUCACAAAUUAAAGCACUCCAGGGCCUAGAACUUAGAAUGACAACAAGUACAAGACUGAAAACAUGUCUGUAUAGCUUCACGUCUCCAGGUGGCCCAAUGUAUCCAACAAGAGCUGUUCGCCAUGCAGCAUGGGAAGCGUUAGAUUUUCUAUUUCCCGUUGGGAGAUAUCCUCGGCAUCUUAUAAGUCUCUUCUUCAGAUUGCUUUAUCCGUGGUACUGGCCCUCGUCUUGUUGGAACUUUGUACUGUCUUGUUUACAAGCUGUACUGUAUUCUCUGUUUGGAUUCAUUUUUUCUGGUUUGGAGAAAUUGAGAAAACCGAAGCACUCGUAGACUUCACGUGUUGUACGGUAUUGUUAGGAAAUCUGUGCAAGAGAUUUUUAUCUUUUGUUAACAUGAUUUGGUUUGUAACUGUUGUAUUCCGUACAGAAUGUUCUUGUAUUAGUGGAGUAAAAAAUGCUGAAGUUGUGCUUCGAACUUUUGAAUUGGAGUCGGGUUUUCUAAUCUAAACCUCCUGAAUGCCUCUCAUUUGCUAUUUGGGGAACACUUGUACGUGUUUGGUAAGUUGAAUUAGAUGGUAAUGAACAAUAAUAAAUAUGAAAAUAAAGUUCAAGUCC
Messenger RNA from Olea europaea var. sylvestris, 1736 nucleotides. RefSeq lists its product as uncharacterized. The coding region runs from base 382 to 1452 and encodes 356 amino acids. The record is from RefSeq and is a predicted model, not a curated record. Lineage: Eukaryota; Viridiplantae; Streptophyta; Magnoliopsida; Lamiales; Oleaceae. The transcript is spliced from 11 exons.